Messenger RNA from Camelina sativa (false flax), 1354 nucleotides. RefSeq lists its product as uncharacterized. The record is from RefSeq and is a predicted model, not a curated record. Gene Ontology annotation, biological process: negative gravitropism; response to red or far red light. Lineage: Eukaryota; Viridiplantae; Streptophyta; Magnoliopsida; Brassicales; Brassicaceae.
AAGAGGGAGCAACAAAAGCAAAGUAGCUUGGUUGGUCCUUUUUUUCUCAUUUCCUGUAAUUUGUCUUCGUCUCCACCUUCCAAUCUCACCCGCUCUCCUCGGAAACCACAGCGACGGACGGAGGACAAUAUCUUCGCCUCUAAUUUGCUCCUGAAAAUCAGGAAUCAGCCGGAGCGAAUCUCGAACCUUAUGAUCUCGACUUGCUGAAGAGGCUGGGGAUGGCUGGUAAAGAGGAUACUACUAAUCUAUCUGCACAAGAGUCUUUGAUCAAGGAAGCCACUGAGUUAUGGAAGAGUGAAUUGGAAUCUCGUCGGUUGCAGGUAGAUAGUUUAGAAGCUGAACUUGUGGAUGUCAAGGCUUACCUUGAGUUUCGUUCUGAAGAAGAUGCCAGGAAGGAAUUAGGUGUUCUUUCCGGUAGGGUCAGAUCGACUGCUACAAUGUUGCGCUAUUUGAGAUCAAAAGCUAGAGUCUUGGCUAUUCCUGAUCUACCGAAUGUGGAACAGAUCGAACUGAAUGAGAAAGAUGGUGGUUCAUCAUCUUCUGCAGGGGAUAGGAGCACUAAUCCUGAAACCAAUAGGUGGUACCGUGGCUCCUUGGGUGUAGAGGAUGGAGCUUAUACUAAUGAGAUGCUCCAAUCCAUAGAGACUGUGACUGAUGUGCUGGAAUCUCUUGUGAGGAGGGUUACAGCAGCAGAAUCUGAGUCGGCUGUUCAAAAGGAGAGGGCACUUUUGGGCGAGGAAGAAGUCAGUAGGAAGACAGUCCAAAUCGAGAAUUUGGCCUUGAAGUUAGAAGAGAUGGAAAGGUUUGCUCAUGGGACUAAUAGUGUUCUAAACGAAAUGCGGGAAAGGAUUGAGGAACUAGUUGAAGAGACGAUGAGACAGAGGGAGAAAGCUGUGGAAAACGAAGAGGAGCUUUCUCGUGUGAAGAGAGAGUUUGAGUCGCUUAAAAGCUAUGUCAGUACUUUUACCAAUGUUAGAGAAACACUUCUUUCUUCGGAGAGACAAUUCAAAACCAUCGAGGAGCUCUUUGAACGGCUGGUUACUAAGACGACGCAAUUAGAAGGCGAGAAGGCACAAAAGGAGGUUGAAGUUCAGAAACUGAUGGAGGAGAACGUGAAACUGACGGCACUUCUCGACAAGAAAGAAGCUCAGCUUCUAGCAUUGAACGAACAAUGCAAAGUCAUGGCUCUGAGUGCAUCAAACAUAUGAAUUUUUUGCUAUCUUUCUUUGCAUUGUUGUUGACUCAUCAUCUCUUGUUAUUACAUGAGACAAUGCUUUCACAGAAGUAGAUGAUGCAUAUCUUCUUCCUUCAUUGUUCCUUUGUUUUCAGAUAAAAGCAAAACAUUCUUGUAAUC